AUGGACACAUUUUUCCGCCGUCACUUUAAGAGGAAGGAAGCGGCUCUGCAGGUUGAGGCGUCUUCCUGCGGCCAGCGGAGGCCCAGCGUUGCCGUGCCGACCAGCAAGGCCCGCCGCCGCUCCAGCGUCGGACUGCCGUCUUCCACGCUGAUGCAGCGCCGCCGCUCCAGCGUCCAGCUGCAGGCGGCGGGCGGCGGGCGGCUGGCCAAGUCCGUCAGGCAGCGCCGGUGGGCGGGACACGUCCGGCGGCGCUCCAGCACCACCACCCCCAGCCUCAACCCCCGCUUCGCCGUGUCCAGGAAGAAGGCGGGCAAGCUGCGCACCAUCCACACGCACCUGCUGGGCCCGUCCAUGCUGCUGGCCAGCCUCAUCCAGAUGACGGAGGAGGACGAAGACGAAGGCCUGGGGGGGGGGCUGCUGGCCGGGCAGCAGCAGGUGGAGGUGCGGGGCGAGGCCAACAACAGGAGGAUGUUCUCUCGCUCCAGCAGCCUCCACUCAGAUGGAGACUACUCAGAUUACUCUGCUAACGACAGCCAAUCAGAAGCCAGUCAGCUGUCAGAGGCGGAGCAGCUGGCGGAGGAGCACGAUAGCGUCUCCUGCUCUGAUCAGCAUGCCGCUUCCUCGCGGUCCUCCACCCCCUCCUCCUCCGGCGCCACCAUGGAGCUGAUGAGGAAGACUCCGCAGCCGCCGCCGUCGCGGCCGCUGAUCCGAGCCCCGCGCUGCCUGCGCAGGAACUCAUCUCAGCUGUUCUCAGGUGACUCCGCCCCCCGCCGCCGCAUCUCCAGGAAGAGGAGAAGGGUCUCCACCGUCUCCAAGGCGGGGAGCCCCUGGCCGGGGAGAGGCCCCCCGCUGCCCAGCCGCAGGAGCUCCAUGUAUUACCUGAACCACCCGGUGCUCUACAGGGGCCCCGGGGCCCUCAGCCCACUCUGCUACGACUCACGUCUGGAGAGCUGGAGCGCCUUCCUGCUGAAAGCGAUGGCGAAGUCGGGUGUGCAGCACGCAGCGACUCCCAACGAGCUGCCGGAGCCGCAGGAGCCGAGCAGCAGCGUGGACUGGAGCGACGGAGCUCAGUACGGAGAUCACAUCUGGUUUGAGACGAGCGGCUCUGGAGAUUUCUGCUACGUGGGGGAACAGUACUGCAUCGCUAAGUCACUGCAAAAGUCUGUGACGAGGAAGAAAUGUGCCGGCUGUAAGAUCUCGGUCCACACGAUGUGUCUGGAGCAGCUGGAGAAGAUUAAUUUCAGGUGCAAGCCGUCGUUCAGAGAGCCGGGAUCUCGAGCCGUCAGAGAGUCCAACAUGGUGCGACAUCACUGGGUCCACCGCAGGCGGCAGACGGGGAAAUGUCGGCAGUGUGGGAAGGGUUUCCAACAGAAGUUCUCAUUUCAUAGCAAAGAGAUCAUCGCCAUCAGCUGCUCGUGGUGCAAACAGGCCUAUCACAACAAGGUGACGUGCUUCAUGCUGCAGCAGAUCGAGGAGUGCUGCUCACUGGGAGCUCACGCUGCCGUCAUCAUCCCUCCUACCUGGAUCCUCAGAGUCCGUAAACCACAGACGUCUCUGAAGUCCAGUAAAAAGAAGAAAAGAACGUCACUGAAAUGCAACAAGUCGAGUAAGAAAGGAGGCGAGGACGGCCGCUGGAAGCCCUUCCUGCUGAAGCCUCUUCCCUCUCAGCUCAUGAAGCCUCUGCUGGUGUUCGUUAACCCGAAGAGUGGCGGGAAUCAGGGAGCAAAGAUCAUCCAGUCCUUCAUGUGGUACCUGAACCCUCGGCAGGUGUUCGACCUCACCAAAGGUGGACCCAGAGAAGGGUUGGAGCUGUACGCCAAAGUGCCCAACCUGAGGAUCCUGGCCUGCGGAGGAGACGGGACAGUCGGAUGGCUGCUGUCUGAGUUAGACCUGCUGAAGGUCCAUCCUCAGCCUCCCGUAGCCAUCCUUCCUCUGGGAACCGGCAACGACCUGGCCAGGACCCUCAACUGGGGAGGGGGUUACACCGAUGAACCCAUAACGAAGAUCCUCUCUCACGUGGAGGACGGGAACGUUCUCCAGCUGGACCGGUGGAACCUGAACGUGGAGGCGAACCCUGAAGCUCGACCGGAGGACCACGACGAGCAUCAGACCGACAAGCUUCCGAUCGACGUCUUCAAUAACUACUUCAGUCUGGGCUUCGACGCUCACGUCACGCUGGGCUUCCACGAAUCCAGAGAGGCAAAUCCUGAGAAGUUUAACAGCCGCUUCAGAAAUAAGAUGUUCUAUGCAGGGACGGCCUUCUCAGACUUCCUCAGUGGGAGCUCCAAAGAUCUCGCCAAACACAUCAGAGUGGUGUGUGACGGCACCGACCUGACAACCAAAGUCCAGGAGAUGAAGUUACAGUGUCUGCUCUUCCUCAACAUCCCCAGGUACUGUGCCGGCACCGUGCCGUGGGGUCACCCCGGCGAGCAUCAGGACUUCGAGCCGCAGCGCCAUGACGACGGCUGCAUCGAGGUCAUCGGCUUCACCAUGACAUCACUGGCCACGCUGCAGGUGGGGGGGCACGGCGAGCGGCUCCACCAGUGUAAAGAAGUCACUCUCACCACCUUCAAGUCCAUCCCCAUGCAGGUGGACGGAGAACCCUGCAAGCUGGCUCCGUCCGUGAUCCGCAUCAGCCUCAGGAACCAGGCCAACAUGGUGCAGAAGGCCAAGAGGAGGGUCUCCAUGCCCCACCUCAACGAUCAGCAGCUGGUUCCUGAGCAGCUGCAGAUCAGAGUGAACCGGAUCACCAUGGCGGCGUACGAGGCUCUGCACUAUGAUAAAGACCAGCUGAAGGAGGCCUCGACGCCUCUCGGUGUGAUCACCGUCCCUGGAGACAGCGACCUGGAGACCUGCCGGCUGCUCAUCGAGCGUCUCCAUGACAACCUGGAGCAGGACGCCGACGGCCUGAAAGAGUCUCUGAGGUCACCGAAGCUCUCCAUGAAGUGGUGUUUCCUCGACUGUACCACAGCAGACCGGUUCUACAGGAUCGACCGGGCUCAGGAGCACCUCAACUACGUGACGGAGAUCUCGCAGGAGGAGGUCUACAUCCUGGACCCGGAGCUGGUCGUCAAGGAGACGGUGGGCACCUCCCCCGGGAUGCCCGACCUGGUGGACUCUGAGGAGCACCAGGACCAGCAGAGACAGUUCUCCUUCUCCUGCUCCCCCUCCUCCUCCUCCUCCCCCACACCGAGCCCCUCCAGUGCUACCUCACAUCAAACUGAAACAGAAGCUGAACUGAUCAGCUGUGUUAAGACUGAAGACCUGACCAGGCUGAUGGAGCUGCAGCAGCGGGGGGGCGACCUGCUGCUGCAGGAUGCUGCAGGCUGCACGCUGCUGCAUCACGCUGUGGAGGCCGGCAGCAACGACAUCAUCAAGUACCUCAUCGACCACGUUCCCACAUCUCACCUGGACCUCACAGAGACAGAGACAGGAGAGACGGCGCUCCAUAAAGCUGCGUCUUCCUGUCAGAUGAGUAUCUGUCGGAGUCUAGUGGAGGCCGGCGCGUCACUCAUGAAGACAGACCUUCAGGGUGAAACGGCUUCACAGCGCGCUGAGCAGACAGACGACCAGGAACUCACCGAUUAUCUGCAGAGACAACAACAAGACCAGGAGACAACAGUGUGA
This is a messenger RNA of Scomber japonicus (chub mackerel), 3627 nucleotides long. It is a transcript of the gene dgkzb, whose product is annotated as diacylglycerol kinase, zeta b. Gene Ontology annotation, biological process: diacylglycerol metabolic process; intracellular signal transduction; regulation of synaptic transmission, glutamatergic. The coding region runs from base 1 to 3627 and encodes 1208 amino acids. Gene Ontology annotation, cellular component: nucleus. The record is from RefSeq and is a predicted model, not a curated record. Gene Ontology annotation, molecular function: ATP-dependent diacylglycerol kinase activity; protein binding. The transcript has 31 exons. Lineage: Eukaryota; Metazoa; Chordata; Actinopteri; Scombriformes; Scombridae.